CGACGGACCGGUAUAAGCGAUGCUUUCACGGUAACCGGCUUCAGUUGUGUUGUUACUCACUCACUGUACACUUGGAGAAUAGUAUGUAUAAAGUACUUAACAACAAGGAAAUCAAACACGAGUGUUCGCGGUCGGGAGGACUGCACGCAUAUCCUGAUCAUUUUAGGGAACCUAAAGAGUCAUAUCUCUAAAAAUCCAUUCCCAUUCCCCAUUCAUGAACAUUUGAAGUUUCUUGUCCUCUGGUAGGACCAACUUGUAUAUAGUGUACAUAAGAUCGCUUGUCUAAUUAAAUCUCAAUCCUGACGAGUCGAAUUGCUACGAAGGAAAAUAAUUGAAAAGACGUCACGCGGGUUAAAAACAAAAAAAAUCAACAUUUAAAAAAGAAAAGUGUGAACAAUAGCACAAGAGUCUUUAUCACGCUGUAACAAAACACGAAACAAGUAAAAAGAUUAAUUCAAUUGAUAUCCCAUUUAUUCCUAUCCAUUAUCCACAUUUUCCUACUUACCUUUUGGUAGAAUUUGAAAGAUAAAAAAAAAAAAGGAUAAUACCAUGAAGCAAGGACCAUCAGAAGAUUUGCAUAUCGGCUUGAAGCUACUUACUGCUGGCACUGCGGCUUGCAUUGCUGAUUUAGCUACGUUUCCUUUGGAUACCGCCAAAGUCAGGAUGCAGAUCGCCGGUGAAGGACGAACAAUAUUGCUUGCAUCGACGGAAGGUUCGAUGCUCGCAAUGAGAGCAAAUCAGCCGGGAUUGUUGGAAACAAUGGGGAACAUCGUCAGGGUAGAAGGAGCAAGGAGCCUGUACGGAGGUCUGUCCGCGGGACUCCAGAGACAGAUGUGUUUCGCCAGCGUACGGUUGGGCCUCUACGACAGCGUGAAGUCACUCUACGCUGGAAUCAUCGACGGAAAUAACCGGAGCGGUUCGAUGAACAUUGGUAUUCGUAUAAUGGCCGGUAUUACAACCGGUGCUUUAGCGGUCCUUUUUGCUCAACCGACUGACGUCGUUAAGGUUCGUCUGCAAGCUGGAAACAGCGGAGGUUCGGCAGUGAGAUACAGCUCAACUCUUCAGGCUUAUAAAAAUAUAGCCAGUGUCGAAGGAACUCGCGGUCUUUGGAAAGGUACCAUGCCGAACAUCUCCCGGAACGUGAUCGUAAACGUUGCUGAGAUCGUUUGUUACGACAUCAUCAAGGACAUGAUUAUAACUUCUGGUUAUCUCCGAGACGGUAUACCUUGUCAUCUAACGGCUGCAACAGCUGCUGGACUUUGCACCACUCUGGCUGCUAGUCCAGUCGACGUCGUUAAAACUCGCUACAUGAACAGCCCACCUGGCGAGUACAAGGGUGCUGUUGAAUGUGCAGUCAAGAUGUUCGUUCAAGAAGGGCCCGCAGCUUUUUACAAAGGCUUCGUACCCAGCUUUACGCGACUGGUAUCCUGGAACAUCAUGCUUUGGGUCACCUACGAACAAAUCAAGAAACAUGUGAAGAAAAUUUACGGCCACGAAUAAAUAAUCGUCUUAUCUUGAAUUAAGACAAGACGAUUUUAUUUAAUAAUGCUUAAACAUAACACAACACACAUACGAAUUAUGAGAAUUCGUCGAUUUUCUUUGACAUGGAGAUUGAUAAUGUAGUCUUAUGAAUUCCCGUUGUUUCGCAACAUUAUUUGUGGUACAUUCCUAUAGCAUCAGUGUCAUUGUUCUUUAGAAUCGCGCGUUGCUUCUUCUUCACUAUCGACUCUCCAUGAUCAAUGACUGUCGUACUUUUUCUCUUUGCUAAACUCAUCAUCCUAAUCUCCUAAUAUUUAUUCUUAUCUUCGUUUAUUUAUUUUAAUAUAGAUACGAUCGUACGUACACUAAAUAUUUCAUAUACGCAAAAUGUUAAUCCAAACAGGACCAACUUCUUAUCGAAGAUGGAGCCAAUUCAUUGCUAUUUCAUAAGCAAGAUAUUAUUUCAAAUAAUCACUAAACUAAAAUUAGGAAUCGUUUCUUUUUCGUUUAUUAUAAUUACGUGCUUAAUUUGCUAAAAUUGAAAAUGAUUUUAACGUACGAUCGUGGAUACAAAAUGAAUGAAAUUCUAGGCAAAUAUAUAAACGCAUAGGUUUUGGCUAUUUGAUCGGCUUUGAAAAAUGAUUAGAAAAUUCGCAUGUACCAAAUGAAAGAUAGAUUAACGAUAAACGUUACGCAUUGUUACGCGCCAUAAAGACAAUAAUAUUCCGUCAUUAUUUCGAUAUAUUUGCCAAUUUGACUGUGACCGUGAUAUAAGAAUUUUCUGAUUCGUAAAUGUUCAGUCGCGUCGAUCGAUGAAUCCUCUAUAAAGUAUUAUCGCGAACGAUCUAUCUCGUCUCUUAUUGAAUUAAGAAUAUGUAACGUGCAACAAUCUCGUUUCCGUCAAUUAAUCUUCAUACAUGGGCACAAUUUUUCUUAGAUCCUCGAUCGUGGAUUUUCUAUAGUUCGAGUCUUAAAAAAUAAGUUACCGACAAUUCGUCAUGUAGUUUCCUACAUAUAUUCGAUCGAUCGUAUCUGCUUUAUCGAGUAUGGGUACACUUUCAACAAAAUAGAAGCAUUUGUAGAUUACGUAUUACUUGAAAUCAGUAAUCACAUAUCUCUCGUUGCCAAUAUUUUUCAAAGAGAUUACAUAUACAAAUAUUUUUUAUCGAUCGAGAGAAAGAAAUUCCUCAAAUAUAGUAUUAUAAAUAUACUGAUUUCAAUGUCUCGUAAUUAUCGUAUUAUUUUAUUUAUCUUGAAUCUUAAGUAAGGAUAGAUCGAAAAAUCUCUGCUUAUUGCUUUAUCAUCGAAGAAUAAUUUGUACCUGCAACGAUCGACGAUUAUUUUCACUAUUAGCGUUCGAUUAUAAGAUAUAAUCAUUUUUUUAGUACGAUAAAAAUGAAAAAGAAAAAUAAGAAAAUUUGUGAUGUUUAUUUAAUCGCUGCCUGCUUUGAAACAAAACUAACAUUUCAAUCUAACUAUAUAUUUGUAAGCACGUAUGUAUUUGAUGAUAGAUCGCUGGCCGAACUAUCCUUUUUUUCGAACAUGCAAGCAUGAAUUUGAAAGCAACAAAAGAUAAAAGACACAUUUUUCGAAUUCUUAUUUUAUAUUCAGGUCGCUCGCAUUUACGUCAUAUUACUUACCGUUUACCGCAUUCUCACUAAUCAAAUAUUUACGAUAAUAAUCUUUUCUUGAUAUGAUUAUUAUAAUCAUCGUUUACAAAAUGUUUCAUAUAUUUAAUAUUUUCCUUCGAAAUUCUUUUCGAAACGUUCCUUUUAAGAAUGCAUAUAUACGUCACAGAACAUUAAAUAUUCUUUGAAUUGUUUUUACUUUAGACGCGUAAUUAACGCAAGCA
Polistes canadensis is the source of this 3331-nucleotide messenger RNA. Its product is annotated as mitochondrial uncoupling protein 2-like. The transcript has 6 exons. The record is from RefSeq and is a predicted model, not a curated record. The coding region runs from base 550 to 1500 and encodes 316 amino acids. Lineage: Eukaryota; Metazoa; Arthropoda; Insecta; Hymenoptera; Vespidae. Gene Ontology annotation, cellular component: mitochondrial membrane. Gene Ontology annotation, molecular function: oxidative phosphorylation uncoupler activity. Gene Ontology annotation, biological process: mitochondrial transport; mitochondrial transmembrane transport; response to cold.